Halichondria panicea is the source of this 959-nucleotide messenger RNA. RefSeq lists its product as uncharacterized. The record is from RefSeq and is a predicted model, not a curated record. The transcript is spliced from 4 exons. NCBI's taxonomy places the organism in Eukaryota, Metazoa, Porifera, Demospongiae, Suberitida, Halichondriidae. The coding region runs from base 90 to 782 and encodes 230 amino acids.
GCUGCUGCGGUGAGAAAGCUAUUUGGUUGUUGUCACACUCUAGUACACAUAAUUCUACCGCAGAGCUGCCGUCUACAAGCCGCCAGAGAAUGGGUAAGAGUUGGUGGAAGCUAUUCUGUUGUUGCUGCUGCUGCUGUGAGAACAAUGAGAAACGCCCUCUGUUGUCGGCUGAUGUGUCCAAGGAGAGUACACCAGCACGAGAGCUGGAGGGAAUAGGAGAGGUCAAAGUGCACAGCAGCCAGGACGGUGAAGAGGUGCAAGAGGUGGAAGUGAGCGUACGAGAAGAGGUCAAAGGUGAAGAAACACCAGUUAUUUUGCGACACAAGGACGAAGGAAUAUCUCCAAGAACCAGUACAGCUGACAUCCCAAGCCACAAGGCACAAAGAGAAUCUGGUACAUUUGUUCGAAGCUCUGGCUCACGUUCGUCAUGGCGACUGCUUCCCACGGCAACACAACAAGCUCGAGAUGCGGCAGUCGCUAAGGAACGUACUGAACUGAAGGAACAAAGAAAAAGUGCUAUCCUAACAUCAUCUAGUAACUUGGGGAACGGAGAUAUUGUGUUUUCAGACAAGUCUUCUGAUGAAGACCGUGUUGUAACUUUAGUCGCAGAAGAAGAGGAGGCUCUUGUAUCUAGCAGCUUGGUGUCAGAUGACGGCAUGACUAUUGCAGGCAGUGCUACUGUCACUGUGACUGUGUCCCAAGCAGAAGUCAUUGAUGGACCAUCCAGUAGCAAUAGCACCGAAGCCUCUCAAGAGGACCAACCAGAGAAGAGAAUAGACUAACUAUAAAACACUACUCACUCACAUAAUUAUAUAUAUUUUUUUAGUAAAAUUAUAUCAUUAUAAUUGUAUAAUAAUUAUACACACUUCAUAAUUCUAGAUCUACUAAUAACGAUUACAUGCAAUUCAAAAAUAAAAGUUUGGCCUACAGCUUCAAAGUUCUGAGCUGCUAUCUGACAA